Molecule: messenger RNA, 615 nt
Organism: Telopea speciosissima
Lineage: Eukaryota; Viridiplantae; Streptophyta; Magnoliopsida; Proteales; Proteaceae
Product: protein arginine N-methyltransferase PRMT10-like
Exons: 3
Coding region: 62-565 (167 amino acids)
Biological process (GO): peptidyl-arginine methylation
Cellular component (GO): nucleus
Molecular function (GO): protein-arginine N-methyltransferase activity
Source: RefSeq, a predicted model, not a curated record
GGGGAGACUGGAGAGCCCUAAAUUACCAGUGGAACUCCUCCCACCGUGCAGGUUGACUAUCAUGGACAGCACGAGUAACGGCGUCGCCGGGGAGCUUACGACGAACGGCAAUGGCGUCACCGUCGACAAAGGCGUCGACUUUGCUAACUAUUUCUGCACCUAUGGUUUUCUUUAUCACCAGAAGGAGAUGCUCUGUGAUAAAGUUCGCAUGGACGCUUACUACAACGCCAUUUUCGAGAACAAAGAUCACUUCCGUGGCAAGGCCGUGCUUGAUGUAGGAACAGGGAGCGGCAUUCUUGCAAUCUGGUCUGCACAAGCAGGUGCAAGGAAGGUUUAUGCUGUUGAAGCUACUAAGAUGUCAGAACAUGCCCGUGAACUUGUUAAAGCCAACAACUUUCAAGACGUUAUUGAAGUGAUUGAAGGUUCUAUGGAGGAGGUAACUCUUCCAGAAAAAGUUGAUGUAAUUAUAUCAGAGUGGAUGGGUUACUUUCUUCUACGUGAGUCUAUGUUUGAUUCUGUGAUUUCUGCACGUGAUCGUUGGCUGAAGCCAGGUGGUGUAAUGUAAGUUGUCCAUGUGCUGUUGCUUUUAGAUGCCUUUGCAUUUUUUGACGAACU